UGAAAAUGAUUUAAAACUAGGCACUUGGACAGACUCCAUAUCAACUAGCAGUGACAAAAGGAUCACAACAGCCUCAACCUUCUAACUUCCAUCUCCGAUUGGCAAUGGCAAACCCAAGCUCAGUUAAAGUAGUUGAAGUUUGCAGGGUGGCUCCUCCUCCUCCGUCCUCACCCGGGGCAUUCGCUUCCCCGAGCUCCCUUCCCCUUACCUUCUUCGACAUCCGUUGGUUAAGGUUUGGGCCGGUCCAGCGCCUUUAUUUCUACCAAAUGCCUACUUCCUCUGCAACACCACUCUUCUUUGAUUCCGUACUUAUCCCCAGACUCAAAACCUCACUCUCUAACACCCUCCAGCACUUUCUACCUCUAGCAGGAAACCUCACUUGGCCUCAAGACUCCCAAAAGCCCGUUCUUAGCUAUGUCCAAGGCGACGCCAUUUCACUCACGAUAGCAGAGUCUAAUGCUGACUUCUACCAUCUUUCAAGUGGUGACUUAGUUGAAGCCACAGAGUACCAUCCUCUUGUACCCGAGUUGGGAGCUUCUCAUGAACAAGCUGCAGUGGUGGCAUUGCAAAUCACUGUCUUUCCCAACUGUGGCUUUUCCAUUGGAACUUCCAUGCACCACGCAAUUCUAGAUGGCAAGACUUCAACUUUGUUUGUGAAAUCUUGGGCUCACAUUUGCAAACAUGAUGAUCAAUCUAAUUCAGUGCUACCUGAUCAGCUGAAACAAUUAUAUGACAGAAGGGUCAUUCAAGAUCCAGCUCAGCUCGGAGUACUCUACUCGAACUCCUAUCGAAAUAAGGACGGUCCCAACAAUAGAAGCUUAAUGUUUUGGGAGAGGAAACCCCCGCCGGGCUCUAUCCGAGGCACCUUUGAAUUCACAAGAGCAGAUAUAGAAACACUGAGGCAAUUGUUAAAGGCUAAAUUGGCAGAGCAGAAACAAGAAGAUAUUCGUUCAGUUCAUGUGUCAACUUUCACUCUAGCUUGUGCCUAUACAUGGGUUUGCAUAGUCAAGGCAGAGGAAAUAAACAGUGACCAAACACGUCUGGCUUUUAACGUGGACUGCAGGUCUCGCUUGGAUCCUCCUAUAUCUCCAAACUAUUUUGGGAACUGCAUAGCGGGACGUACAGCAGUUGCCGAAACAAAAGCCUUGUUUGGAGAAGAUGGGUUGGUUGUGGCUGUGAACGCAAUCAGUGAAGCUAUAAAGAGUUUGGAGAAGGGGGUGUUGGAUGGGGCAGAGAAUUGGGUUUCAAGGUUGUUUGCUGUGACUAGUGAGAGAAUGCUUACGCUUGCCGGUUCACAUCGGUUUGGUGUUUAUGAGACUGAUUUUGGAUGGGGAAGACCAAAGAAGGUUGAGAUUGUUUCCAUAGAUAGAACCAGAGCUAUCUCCUUUUCAGAUGCCAAGACUGAUGCUGGGGUUGUUGAUGUUGGGUUGGUCUUAGACAAACAUAGCAUGCAGGUUUUUGCUUCUCUAUUUGCUAAAGGUCUUCAAAACCCUUGAAGCUUGAAGCCUCGUUUCAACAGCAUUUUCUUUCUCCACUUUAUAUUUUGGGGAGUAAUAAUUUCGGAGUUCACUUUGUUAAAAUCAUAUGCAAGCUAUUGCUUCUGUGUUUGCUAAAGGGCUUCAAGACCUUUGAAUCCACGCAUGAAAUUGGUGUAAUGUUUUCGCUUUGUUUUUUGGGGGAUGAAUAAUUUGAUCGAUGUUCAAUUUUUUUCUUCU
This is a messenger RNA of Prunus persica (peach), 1715 nucleotides long. Its product is annotated as phenolic glucoside malonyltransferase 1. The transcript has a single exon. The coding region runs from base 105 to 1496 and encodes 463 amino acids. Lineage: Eukaryota; Viridiplantae; Streptophyta; Magnoliopsida; Rosales; Rosaceae. The record is from RefSeq and is a predicted model, not a curated record.